AUGGGGUUGAUACAGAGCCAUCAUCAGACUGGAACAAAGAUCACAUUUUAUGAGGAGAAGAAUUUCCAGGGCCGCUGUUACAACUGCAGCAGCGACUGUGCCGACCUGCACACGUACUUCACCCGCUGCAACUCCAUCAGGGUGGAGAGCGGUGUGUGGGUGAUCUAUGAGAGACCCAACUACAAGGGUUUCCAGUACAUCCUCAGCCCUGGGGAGUACGCGGACAACCAGCAGUGGAUGGCCUUCAGCGAGAACGUCAAAUCCUGCCGCACCAUAAAGAAUGCUUAUGGCACCACGUGGAAGCUGAGGCUGUACGAGAGGCCAGACUUUGGCGGGCAAAUGGUGGAGUGCUCCGAUGACUGUCCUUCAGUGUAUGACACCUACAAGAUGCGCGAGGCGUACUCCUGCGUGGUGACCGAUGGCGCUUGGGUGUUCUACGACCUCCCCAACUACAAGGGGCACCAGUACCUCCUAGAGCGAGGCGAGUACCGCCAGCACAGCGACUGGGGGGCAACCUCGCCCGGUGUGGGCUCCUUCCGCAGGAUCACGGAGUUUUAA
Messenger RNA from Epinephelus moara (kelp grouper), 558 nucleotides. RefSeq names its product gamma-crystallin M2-like. The transcript is spliced from 3 exons. NCBI's taxonomy places the organism in Eukaryota, Metazoa, Chordata, Actinopteri, Perciformes, Serranidae. Gene Ontology annotation, biological process: lens development in camera-type eye; visual perception. Gene Ontology annotation, molecular function: structural constituent of eye lens. The record is from RefSeq and is a predicted model, not a curated record. Bases 1 to 558 code for a protein of 185 amino acids.